Messenger RNA from Nicotiana attenuata, 2822 nucleotides. RefSeq names its product putative pentatricopeptide repeat-containing protein At3g08820. Gene Ontology annotation, biological process: RNA modification. Gene Ontology annotation, molecular function: protein binding; RNA binding; zinc ion binding. The coding region runs from base 33 to 2093 and encodes 686 amino acids. NCBI's taxonomy places the organism in Eukaryota, Viridiplantae, Streptophyta, Magnoliopsida, Solanales, Solanaceae. The transcript has a single exon. The record is from RefSeq and is a predicted model, not a curated record.
UUAAGGUAGCGGUUGCCGAGGUUGUUUGAGCCAUGAACCCAACAUCCUCAGCUGCUCCUAAAGCUCUGUUAGAGCUAAAAGCAGCUUUAUUUCAUGGCUUUAAAUCAUUCAAUCAGCUUAAACACAUUCAGGCUCGCCUUAUUCGUACAGGGUUUGAACAAAACAAUUAUCUCUUGAACUUACUAUUAAAAUACAUUUUAAACAAUUUCAACAACCCUAAUUAUGCUAAAAUUGUUUUUAACCAAACUCAAGAACCCAAUAUUUUUUUGUACAACACUAUGAUUCGUGGGUUAGUUUCAAAUGACUGUUUUUUUCAAGCUAUUGAAUUUUUUAAAUUAAUGAGAAAAGAUGGGUUUUUGCCUAAUAAUUUUACUUUCCCAUUUUUGUUAAAAGCUUGUGCUAGGUUAAUGGAUUUUGAACUAGGUGUUAAGGCUCAUACACUUGUGGUGAAAGGAGGGUUUGAUUGUGAUGUGUUUGUGAAGACUGGUUUGGUUUGUUUUUACGCUCGGUGUGGGUUUCUUGAGGAUGCACAUAAGAUGUUUGAUGAUAUUCCUGAGAAGAAUGUUGUUUCUUGGACCGCGAUAAUGACGGGGUACAUUGAUUUUGGGAAGCUUAAGGAAGCGAUUGAGUUGUUUCAGAGGUCGUUGGAGAUGGGUUUGAGUCCUGAUAGUUUUGCGCUUGUUCGCGUGCUGUCGGCCUGUAGUCGUGUAGGGGAUGUUAGUUCCGGUGAGUGGAUACAUAGGUAUGCAGUGGAGAUGGGUAUGGGAAGGAAUGUGUUUGUUAAUACUUCUUUGGUUGACAUGUACGCUAAAUGUGGGAACAUGGCGAAAGCUCGUGAGGUUUUUGAUGAGAUGGUAGAGAAGGAUGUUGUUUCUUGGAGUGCUAUGAUUCAGGGUUAUGCAGCGAAUGGGCUUCCGAAAGAGGCUUUGGAGCUGUUUCACAAGAUGCAGGGAGAGAACCUUAGCCCGGAUUGUUAUUCAAUGGUUGGUGUACUUUCUGCAUGUGCAAAGUUAGGAGCGUUAGAAGUUGGCGAAUCUGCCACUAGGUUAAUGGAGAUGGAUGAGUUUUUCUUGAAUGCUGUUUUAGGUACAGCACUAAUUGAUAUGUAUGCUAAAUGCGGGCGAAUGUUAUCAGCUUGGGAAAUAUUCAAGCAAGUGAAGGUGAAGGACAGAGUAAUCUGGAACGCUGUUAUAUCGGGUCUCGCAAUGCACGGGCACGUGAAAUCUGCCUUUUGUUGUUUUGGUCAAGUAGAGAAACUUGGUAUAAAACCUGAUGGAAACACAUUCAUGGGUCUCCUUUGUGCUUGCACUCAUGCUGGUCUUGUCGACGAUGGUCGGAAAUAUUUUCGUAGCAUGACUCACUUGUACUCUUUGGAGCCAACAGUUGAACAUUAUGGUUGCAUGGUUGAUCUUCUAGGCCGAGCCAGUUUGCUAGAUGAAGCUCAUUCGUUGAUAGAAAGUAUGCCAAUGAAGGCCAAUGCCAUUAUCUGGGGAGCGGUAUUAAGUGGUUGCCGAUUACAUCGUGAUACUAAGUUGGCUGAACAUGUACUAAAGCAGUUGAUUGAAUUGGAACCAUGGAACUCGGGAAACUAUGUUCUUUUAUCAAACAUCUAUGCAUCUAACAACAAAUGGGACGAAUCGGAAAAAAUCAGGUCUACUAUGAACGAAAGAAGAAUGCAUAAGAUUCCUGCGUAUAGUUGGAUAGUGAUUGAUGGAAUUGUUCAUGAAUUUCUUGUUGGAGAUACAUAUCAUCCAAUAUCAGAUAAGAUAUACGAUAAACUCAGUGAACUAAGCAAGGAGUUAAGAGAGGCGGGUUAUGUUCCAAAAACGGAAUAUGUUCUAUUUGACAUUGAAGAGGAGGAGAAGGAGCACUUUGUUGGCUGUCACAGUGAGAAGCUUGCGCUUGCAUUUGGCUUACUAAGUACUAAAACUAGUGAUGUUAUCCGAAUAAUUAAAAACCUUCGUAUCUGUGGUGAUUGUCAUACAUUCUUCAAGCUUGUCUCAAAGAUAACAGAGAGAGAAAUUAUCUUGCGAGAUAAUAAUCGUUUCCAUUGUUUUACUAAAGGAUCAUGCACGUGUGGAGAUUACUGGUAAGAGUUCAGUUGGUAACAUGAUGUUGCGAGCUUUUUAUCGAGCAAGUAAUCAAGAAGAGAAAAGAUAUUGAAGAGGGAAGGAAAAUAGAGGCCAAAUGUUGCUAACUUGUUCCCGAUAAAUGAGGUCCACAAUUUGCAGCUCCUCGCGGAGAUAUUGGGGUGUCUCAUUGGAAGCCUUUGUACAAAUGCCUGGGCUUGUUUCAAGCUUUAAAUCAGUAGCUAUAUGGGAUGGUGUCCUAGAAAAGAUGGAGAGCUGGCCAGCUGGAAAAGACAAUACUUAUAUCAGUUGGAGAGAGAAACAAAUCAAUUUUUUUAGAGCAAAAGGCAGAACUGGUAAAGUUGUUGCCAUGUGACCAAGAGGUUACGGGUUCGAGCCGUGGAAACAGUCUCUUACAGAAAUGCAGGGUAAGGUUGCGUAUAAUAGAUCCUUGUGGUCCCGCCCUUCUCCGGACCUAGCUUAGUGCGCCGGGCUGCCCUAAAGGCAGAAUGUAGUAACCUUGAAACACAGUUGUAUUGUUUUGCUAACCUUUUGGCGCAACAGGGCUGAUGUUAAUGAUACAGAAGCCAUACUUGACUUUCUUAAACUCAUUACAUAGCUAUCCCUAGCACUUCUCUAUGCUGGGUGUUCAUAUCAAUAAAAUUACCCUUAUCCAAAGGAAAAAAAACCUAUUGUAUGUGUAAUAGAAAUAAAGAUUUGCUUUAUGAGGAAUUUCUGAAUUAUGAUCUAGAU